Molecule: messenger RNA, 1215 nt
Organism: Lasiodiplodia theobromae
Lineage: Eukaryota; Fungi; Ascomycota; Dothideomycetes; Botryosphaeriales; Botryosphaeriaceae
Product: Chitinase
Exons: 4
Coding region: 1-1215 (404 amino acids)
Biological process (GO): carbohydrate metabolic process; chitin catabolic process
Cellular component (GO): extracellular region
Molecular function (GO): chitin binding; chitinase activity
Source: RefSeq, a predicted model, not a curated record
AUGGGCGGCGGAAACGGAUACAGAACUGUUGCUUACUUCGUCAACUGGGCCAUCUACGGCCGCAACUACCAUCCACAGAACCUGCCGGCAGACCAGUUGACCCACGUCCUCUACUCUUUCGCCAAUGUCCGUCCCGAGACUGGCGAAGUGUACACGACAGACAGCUGGGCAGACACGGAGAAGCACUACGAAGGCGACUCGUGGAACGACGUCGGCACCAACGUGUACGGCUGCAUCAAGCAGCUGUACCUCCUGAAGAAGGCGAACCGCAAGCUCAAGGUGCUCCUCUCCAUCGGCGGCUGGACCUACUCGUCCAACUUCCCGGGCGCCGCCGCGACGGCCGCCAACCGCGCCACCUUCGCGUCGUCGGCGGUGCAGCUGGUCAAGGACCUGGGCCUCGACGGCCUCGACAUCGACUGGGAGUACCCGGCCAAUGACACCGAGGCCCAGAACUGGGUGUCGCUGCUGCAGGCGACGCGCGAGGCGCUCGACGCCUACGCCGACAGCCUCGCCAGCGAGGGCUACACGCGCCCGCAGUUCCUGCUGACCAUCGCCGCCCCCGCCGGCCCCACCAACUACCAGAAGCUGCGCCUGGCCGAGAUGGAGCCCUACCUCGACUUCAUCAACCUCAUGGCCUACGACUACGCCGGCAGCUGGGACACCACCUCCGGCCACCAGGCUAACCUCUACAACAGCACCUCCAACCCCACCGCUACGCCGUUCAACACCGAGCAGGCCGUCACGUACUACACCGAGAACGGCAUCCCCAGCGCCAAGCUGGUGCUCGGCAUGCCGCUGUACGGCCGCGCGUUCGAGAACACGGAUGGCCCGGGCACAAGCUACAGCGGCGUUGGAUCUGGGAGCUGGGAGAACGGCAUCUGGGACUACAAGGUCCUUCCUCGCGCCGGCGCAACAGAACAAUAUGACAGCGAGGCCGGGGCUACCUACAGCUACGAUUCGUCUGCUCGCGUGAUGGUGUCAUAUGAUACGGUUGAUAUGGCGCUGAAGAAGGUCAGCUACGUCCAGAACAAGACCAUGGGCGGUGCCAUGUGGUGGGAGGCCUCUGGAGACAAGAACACCACCGAGGGAAGCAUCAUCGGAAACGUUUACAAGAGCUUGUCGGCCAACGGAAGCCUUGCGGACACGACCGAGAACAACCUCGCGUAUCCGGACUCCAAGUACGACAACUUGAAGGCCGGCAUGCCAAGCCAGUAA